This is a messenger RNA of Phytophthora nicotianae INRA-310, 501 nucleotides long. RefSeq lists its product as hypothetical. The record is from RefSeq and is a predicted model, not a curated record. The transcript has a single exon. Bases 1 to 501 code for a protein of 166 amino acids. Lineage: Eukaryota; Oomycota; Peronosporomycetes; Peronosporales; Peronosporaceae.
AUGACGGACACACUCAAGCUGAUGAGCAUUACGGUGGCUGUCACGACGAUAGUGCUCGCUACUUUGGCCGAAGCAGGAUACGUAGCACUCUACAAGGACACUUACUUCAAAGACAAACUCGUGACAGUCGACGCUGUGGUUGUCGAUGUCUGCUACACUUUCAAAUGCGACAAUGGGAAUGGGGAAAGUGUCGACAACAUGAUCUCAUCUGCUAAGUGGCAUGGCCUGCCCGAAGAGAGCAAGAUCUUUGCGCGUGGUCAGUCCGUUAUAACGUUUUACACCGACCAAAACUGUAAGGGCGACGCCAAAUCGUGGUAUGUGACUACGCAGAGCAAGAGCAACAUGCACUUCCCUGAGAAUUUCCGACUCGACGGGAUCAACGAUGAAAUUUCUUCUUUCAAGGUGAUCAGUGCUGGGGGAGAUUCAGGACCGUUUAGGGUGUGUGGACCGUCCGAGAAAAUUAAUCUAGCGAAUACAAGCAGCGCCGACGACAGCCGCUAA